AGUCUGGCCGCGGCCAGCGGCGCCGCCUCCUCGUCGGGCCGGGCACGGCGGGCCGGGGCCUUUGUGUGUGAGCUGGCGGCGGCGAUGGUACUCGGGCCCCGCGGAGCCGGAUUAACCGUGCUGAUAAGGAGGCAACUUCAUAGGAGCUGCUAAGAUGGGCAUGAGGAUCAAAUUGCAAAGCACCAACCACCCCAACAACCUGCUGAAGGAACUCAACAAGUGCCGGCUCUCAGAGACCAUGUGCGAUGUCACCAUUGUGGUGGGGAGCCGCUCCUUCCCAGCCCACAAGGCCGUGCUGGCUUGUGCGGCUGGCUACUUCCAGAACCUCUUCCUGAAUACUGGGCUAGAUGCUGCCAGGACAUAUGUGGUGGACUUCAUCACUCCCGCCAAUUUUGAGAAGAUUCUGAGCUUUGUCUACACAUCAGAGCUCUUCACAGACCUUAUCAAUGUUGGGGUUAUCUAUGAGGUAGCUGAGCGUCUGGGUAUGGAGGACCUUCUCCAGGCCUGUCACUCCACUUUUCCUGACCUGGAAAGCACUGCUGUGACCAAGCCCCUGACUAGCACCAGUGACAGCGCAUCUGGUACUCUGAGUUGUCCCUCAGCAGAUCCCACCCAUCCCCUUGGAGAACUCAGGGGUAGUGGGGAGCACUUUGGUCCUGAUAGAAACUAUGUGUUGGCCAGUGAUGCUGGAGGAAGCUAUAAAGAGGAAGAGAGGAAUGUUUCCAGUGACACUAAUCACAGCUUGCCUCUACCACAGCUACCACUGCCUCCAAAGACAGAAGACCAUGAUGCCCCUGCUCCAUUCACAUCUGUUCCUAAUAUGGCGACCCAGCCAGUCCUAGGCACUGUUAGCACAGGCAUUCAGACCAGCACAAGCUCCUGCCAGCCAUACAAAGUUCAAAGCAAUGGAGACUUCAGUAAAAGCAGCUUCUUCACCCCUGACAAUGCAAUAGACAUUACCACUGGGACCAACUCCUGUCUGAGCAAUAGCGACCACUCCAGAGAUCCAGGCUUUGGGCAGAUGGAUGAGCUCCAGCUAGAGGACCUGGGGGACGAUGACUUGCAGUUUGAGGACCCCACUGAAGAGAUUGGGACAGCUGAGGAGGUGAUUGAGCUGAGUGAUGACAGUGAGGAUGAGCUGACUUUUGGAGAAAAUGACAACCGGGAGAAUAAGGCCAUGCCCUGCCAGGUAUGCAAGAAAGUUCUAGAGCCCAACAUUCAGCUAAUCCGGCAGCAUGCUCGGGACCAUGUGGACCUGCUCACAGGCAACUGCAAGGUUUGCGAGACUCACUUCCAGGACCGAAACUCCCGGGUGACCCAUGUCCUAUCCCACAUUGGUAUUUUCCUCUUCUCCUGUGACAUGUGUGAAACAAAGUUCUUUACCCAGUGGCAGCUAACCCUUCACCGACGGGAUGGGAUAUUUGAGAACAACAUCGUUGUCCACCCCAAUGAACCCCUGCCUGGGAAACUGGGUCUUUUUUCAGGGGCAGCCUCUCCAGAGUUGAAAUGUGCUGCCUGUGGAAAGGCAUUGGCCAAAGAUUUCCAUGUGGUCCGGGACCACAUCCUCGACCAUCUGAACUUGAAGGGUCAAGCCUGCAGCAUCUGCGACCAGCGCCACCUAAACCUUUGCAGCCUCAUGUGGCACACGCUCUCCCAUCUGGGCAUUUCAGUCUUUUCCUGCUCUGUCUGUGCCAGCAGCUUUGUGGACUGGCAUCUCCUAGAGAAGCAUGUGGCUGUGCACCAAAGCCUGGAAGACGCCCUCUUCCGCUGCCACUUAUGCAGCCAGAGCUUCAGGUCAGAAGCUGCCUACCGCUACCACGUCAGCCAGCACAAGUGCAACAGUGGCCUUGAUGUGCGGCCUGGUUUGGGGCUACAGCACCCAGCCUUCCAGAAGCGGAAGCUGCCAGCGGAGGACUUUAUGAGUGAGGAGUUGGCUCUGCAGGGCCAACCUGGGAAUAGCAAGUAUAGCUGCAAAGUCUGUGGCAAAAGGUUUGCCCACACAAGUGAGUUCAACUACCACCGGCGGAUCCACACAGGUGAGAAACCGUACCAGUGUAAAGUAUGCCACAAGUUCUUCCGAGGCCGCUCAACUAUCAAGUGCCACCUCAAGACACACUCAGGGGCACUUAUGUACCGCUGCACAGUCUGUGGCCACUACAGUUCCACCCUUAACCUCAUGAGCAAACACGUCGGUGUGCACAAAGGCAGCCUCCCACCCGACUUCACCAUCGAGCAGACCUUCAUGUAUAUUAUCCAUUCCAAAGAGGCCGAGAAGAGCCCAGACAGCUGACUGGGUCCCAGUAGAGCCAGUGGGAGCUCCCAGACGUCAGCCAGGAUGGUGAUUUUCUAAAGGCUGUUGGUCCCUCCCCAGCUGAAGUGACAGUUUUGCCUUGCUAGGAAUUCUAUUCUGUGUUGUGUUUAAAGAAGAAGAAAGAAGAAAUAGCACACAAACUGUUACUGUUUUUGAGAAGCAACGGCCCUAUCAUAUUUACCUCCAUACCUGUUCUUGCCCACAAAGGGCUGCAUUUUUGAUUCUUUCGAGGUUGAUUUUGGGAUCUAGUCCAGCAGUCGUGUCAACUAGAUCCCUUUCCCCAGCCUCUGUAGUUUUAGUUUACUGAUAGGUUUUAUGCUGCUAAGAAUCCAACCAACAGCCUCACUUGAUAGAGGAGGUGGAGAGAGGUUUUCACUGUGGGUAUUACUGCCAGACCUCCACUGGGACAACCGGCUAUGAAAAGGAUUUGGGGAAUGUGGUCAUUCAGAAAGGACUGGUCAGCAGGGCAGCUCACCUCAGUACCAGGUUCCAGUGCCAGUCCUCAGCAGGGAAAAGGUGUCAGGGAUGGAGGGGCCUUCUUGCUCCAGGGCCCUAAUCUAUUGACAGUGAAAAUCUUAGGGCAGCUAGAUCCAAACUGGGAACCAAGCUUUCUGUUUAGGUUGGAAAGCUUUGAAUGAUUCUGUGCCAGCAGAAGGGAUGUCCUUUAGUGCCGCCAGAUGGGACAGCCUGGAUGGACAGAAGAGACUCCUCUUUUCUCCUCAUUUCCAAAGAAACAUGAUUUUGUGGAGCAAAGGCCCAGAAUGUCAGGCCUUUCCUGGAGGGCAAAGAGGAUGGAGAGCCACUUUGAUAUAGUCAUGUGUCAUUCUGGCCAUCUCCGGGGACCUUGAGUUUUCUGGUGGAGGAGAGGAUGUCUCUGACAGUAGCAGCCUUGCCUUAAUUUAUAUCCAGUCUCCCACCCAGAAGGGUUGGGCCUAUAGUGUAGGUGAGAAGACCCUGUGAGGUGGUGAAGUGGCGGACUGUGAUCCCUUCAGGAUUAAAGGGGCCUGAGUAACUGGUGGCGUGUAGCAGGGUGUGCAUUCUGACUGUCCCAGUCCAGUAACUUGUUUACUUUGUGCUAACAGUGCAGGAACUUUGGUACCUCACCUUUGACCUGCUGGAAUUGAUCCUAAUUUGUCACUGCAUCACCUCCAGGGGGUGCUGUUGGGUGGCAGGUGGUUCAGGCCUUCUCUAGGUAGCCCAGUACAUGUGACUGGCUCCAUUCUUAUUUGAUCACUGAAGGUGUCUUGCCCAAAGAAGGCUGGAGGGAAAGGGCUCUUGAUCUUGCAUACUUACAAGGUGGCACCUCAGUAGCUCAUACUACCUCACCCUGCUCAGGUGAGCUCUGUGAGUCCCUGGCCUUAGCCGAGACACUGCCCCUAGUGGGACUUUGCAACACCCCAGGCUAUUUCACAAGGAAGUGGUUGUCGUUAAAUCACAAAGCCUUUUGAACGUUAAUAUUUAUUUAUUUUUUGUUUUUGUAUACAUAUUACCAAGAAUCUCUUUUGGAUAAGAGUCUUAAGGAAAAUGAGGUUCUCCCCAGCAAGUAGCCAUAUUCCAGGGGAUGGUCCUGGCCGUAGAUUUGGGAAAAGGUGUGUAACUCCUGGAGAAUGUGAUAAGCCUUUUAAACUAAAUUUUCUUCUCUCUAGAUAGUAUCUAGCAGAAUAAAUCCAGAGACCCUUUAAGGCAAUGGGUGUAAGUUUUAAAAAGUUGGGGCCAGGUAAAUUCCCAGACCUUUCGCCUGCCUUUCAUCCUGUGAUGGAGUGUUUGAGGACUGAGUUGAGGGGAUCACGUCACCUGAAGCACCUUUUCACAGCUACUCAUCCUUCCUAAACUUAGGGAGCCUCCUGUCCUUGUCUGAAUUAAGACAUAUAGGCAAACCAAAGCUCCAUUCCUGUUGGGCCUGCUGCCUCUCUCCCCAUCCCUGAAUCGAGAAAGCCUCAAGAGUUAAAGCAUAGCACUCUCUGGUGGCUCUCUAGUCCCCUCAGGUGAUGAGAUUUGUACAGUGACUGUUACAGACCACUUGGGGUAUUCUUGUCAGGAAAUCAGUGCUGACUUUUCAUUCCUGAUCAGCUUCCCACUACCUUACACUGACCAUUAGGAAUUUAAGAAGGAAAUGUGUAACAGACUACAUGCUUUUUGAGCAUGAGGAAAUCCCCCCACUC
Messenger RNA from Castor canadensis (American beaver), 4473 nucleotides. RefSeq names its product zinc finger and BTB domain containing 39 (gene Zbtb39). The record is from RefSeq and is a predicted model, not a curated record. Gene Ontology annotation, biological process: regulation of transcription by RNA polymerase II. Lineage: Eukaryota; Metazoa; Chordata; Mammalia; Rodentia; Castoridae. Gene Ontology annotation, cellular component: nucleus. Gene Ontology annotation, molecular function: DNA-binding transcription factor activity, RNA polymerase II-specific; protein binding.